Molecule: messenger RNA, 774 nt
Organism: Phytomonas sp. EM1
Lineage: Eukaryota; Euglenozoa; Kinetoplastea; Trypanosomatida; Trypanosomatidae
Source: the annotation of a GenBank genome assembly
AUGGACGUCCUUCACGCCGCCGAGAACCCUCAGAGGGAAAAUGUGGAGGGGAUUGCGGAGUUCAUGCUGCGCCGCUUGCCCAUGACUGAGUGCUUUCUCCUUAUCUUGGCGUACCUUGUGGAGGAACUUUUGGAGUUUGCGCGUAGGCGUUACCCACCACAGGGGAGCCUGCAGGCCUUUUCUCCAGCCCCUCACGUUGGGUUUGACAGCGAUGAGAAAGCGGCAGAUCCUCCACUCAAACGCAUGCGGCCUGACGAGCGUGCUACGGCGGCAGCAGGAAGCGAUGAGGCUCUCAUAGAAGGGGGAUCUCGAGACAACAUCGGUGGGAGUCUCGAGAGCGCGGAGGUGAGAGAGAAAUAUCAGGAGGCUAACUUUUUCCUGGAAGCGGCCGGGACCGUACUUUUUAUUACAGCCAUGUUGUUUGCACGACAUCGUGAUCGUGAGGCGCGGUUUCCAGAUCUUUGUGCUGUCGUGCACCCCAGCAACACCCCACAAGCGUCGGCGGCUGAGCAACAGGAAGGCUUGCUCUGCCAGCGCGCGUUCGAUUAUUAUGUGCUUCGCAUGGUACAGGCCUUUGCGCGUGCUUCAGAGGCGAUGCGCCGUGAUGCUAAGCAUAGCUUCCCCGUCUUUGGGUAUGUUGCCGAUACGCUUCAGGUGUGGCUGGUGGAUCGCUGUUUUCCUAGCGAGGACGCCAGAAAAAAAGCCGAGUCUAUACUUGGAAGGAUGUCGGCUAUUUCAGAGGGCAGCGUUGAUAAGGCGAGCAGCCAUGUCUGA